AUGGCUCGCACCAUCCCGACGCCCACGCCAAGGACCCGACUCCUGACCCGGCUCCUCCUCGCCCUCCUCCUCCAACUACCGCCCCUGUCCACACCGCGGGCCGCCGCGCGCCCGCAGGCGCCUGCGGCGCGGCCGCGGCCGUACCUCGACGUUGUGUGCAAGCCGCCAACGCUGCGGGCGGGCGAGGUGGUGCCGCCGUGCAUCUCGGCCGACGUGACCGAGGCGCUCUGCUUCCCCAACGGCACGACGCCGCUGCACGUCGAGGCGCACGCCCAGUGCAUGUGCCGCGGCUCCUACUUCGCCGAGCGCGCCGCCUGCCGCGCCUGCCUGGCCCUGCACGGCCUGCUGCCCGAGCCCGACGCCUUCCUGGACGCCGCCGUCGACGCCGCCGCCAGCAGCGCGCUGUGCGGCUUCCUCGCCGUCACCGACCCGCCGCCCGCCACUUCGCCACCACCGCCACCGUCGGUGCCCUUUAGGGCCCUGUCCGACUCUGCCGAGGCGGCUCUCGCUCCCGGCGGCCGGCCGGCCGGCGCGGCAACAGCCGGCCGCGACGGGCCGGGGCCCGACGACAAGGCCCCCUCGCGGACCGAGGUCAGCCUCUACUACACGCCGAGCGGGCCGCAGGGGCCGGGCCCGAUCACGGGGAGCGCCGCGCUGGCCUCGGCCACCGGCCUGCAGUUCGCGACGGGGAGACCGCCCCUAUUGGGGACCGCGGCCUCGGCACCGCCGCCUCUGCUGACGGCAUCGCCGCCGCCUUUGACUCCCUUUGGGACCGGCGCGCCGGGGAGCUCGGGGGUUGGGACCACAACCGGUGAUUCCCCUUCGGUGUCGAGGGCAGCCGCGGGGUUGAGGACGGGAAAGAGCCGGGUACUGGUUUCACUGGGUUUCUGGGCACUUGCGACUAGAUCUGUGCUGUAG
Molecule: messenger RNA, 918 nt
Organism: Gaeumannomyces tritici R3-111a-1
Lineage: Eukaryota; Fungi; Ascomycota; Sordariomycetes; Magnaporthales; Magnaporthaceae
Exons: 1
Coding region: 1-918 (305 amino acids)
Source: RefSeq, a predicted model, not a curated record